Effrenium voratum is the source of this 1047-nucleotide messenger RNA. The record is from the annotation of a GenBank genome assembly. NCBI's taxonomy places the organism in Eukaryota, Dinophyceae, Suessiales, Symbiodiniaceae.
AUGGGGACGGCUGGGUAUGGCGUGGACGACUGCAGUAAGGCUGUCAGCAAACUCGGCUGCUCAGGCCUCUGGGAGCCCAUCAAGGACUUCUGCCCCGUGUCCUGCGACACCAUCGAGUGCUCUUGGCGCUGCACCCGGGACGAGGUGCCCAAUCUGAACCAGCGCAGGUGCUGGCAGAUGGUAGAGAAGGAUGGGCUCUCCUGCGUCGAUGCCAUCCGGCAGGGCCAGGACUGCCACUGCAAGUGCGCCCACAGCUACUUCCGCAUGGCGGGCGCCCCGGGCCGCGCGCAAGGCGGAGCCUUCAAAGUGAGCGACAAGAUCGACGAGGUGCAGCUCUCUUUGGACAUGAAGGCCAUCGUUGGCCGCACACUGACUAUUGACUUCACUGGCGAGAGGAUGCGCUCGGAAGACGUGGGGCACGGCCAAGGCCCGCGGAUGAAGAUCAUACCCGAUGGGCAGCUCUGCGGGCGUGAGGGCAUCGCCUUCAACGUCACGGGUCUGGAGUGUCAGCAGCCGCCAGACGCCGGGCCGCUGUCAGGCUUCAUCUGCACCACGCCCCCCAGUCUGGCCACCGAGUUUCUACACCGCUGGGGCGGCAUCGUGGUGAACGCCUGCGGCAAGUAUAUGCUGUGCCAUUGCAACGAGAAGUGCGACGUGCAGUCCAAUUGGGCUCGCGCGGGCUACCUGGAGGUUGAGCCCGUGAUCAACUUCAACACUAUGGCGAAUCCUUUGCCGGGCUGCGACGUGUACAUGCCCACGCUCCCGCCGGCGACCUUGCCGGACGGCCCAAGUGAGGUGUCCCAGAAGUCGCUGGUCACGACCUACGUGAGCCUGGAGGGGGGGAUCAGGGCCAUCGCCCCCGUGCUGCAAGCGGUGGCCGAGGCCUUUGCCGCUUUUGCCGCGGUGAGGUCGGAGCUCCUGGGCGCGGAGGUGCCGACGCCGCAGGACGUGGAGGUGGAGGACUACGAGAGCCGGGGCCGGGGGCUCAGUCCCCCCGUUUCCACCCUUCUGCUGGCCGUCCCCAUGGCUGAAGCCAACGGCAGCUGA